AUGCUUCUCCUACCAGCAGCUCUCCUCGCUCUCGUGUCAGAGGUGGCAGCAGAGCAACCGCUGGCUACGGCCAUCAAGAAGCAGCUGCCCAAUCCAAACGAAAAGCUGUUUCCCGACCACCUCGCCUUCGAACCACUCCCUCCAUUGGCCCCUUACGAAGCCGCGAAUCUGUGGCUCGACGGCGACGACGAAGAUUCCUCCAUCAACUCCACGGAGCGCUUUCGCCCUGCCUUCUCGAACCAUUUUCACAACUCGGAAGAGAAUCUGUUCCGACGCGCCGCAAAUGUGCUGGGAAUUCUUCAGAACCGAGCAGCAUGCCCCAGUGGAAUGGAGAGCUGUUCCAGCAUUGGCGCAGAUAACAAGUGCUGUCCGGACGGGACAUACUGCACCGAUGUGUCGAGUUCAGAUGCUGGACAGGUUGCGUGCUGCCCUGACGGAGCCACAUGCGGAGGAGGAAUCGGCAAUUGUCCUUCGACUGCCGUGAGCUGCCCUGCGGAUCUUGGCGGCGGCUGCUGUAUCCCUGGAUAUGUCUGCUUGGGCAUAGGAUGCGUCCCAAGCGCUUCAGCAAGCGGCAUGCCGACGCCGACAGCACCGGCUUCGAGCGUCUCCGAAGUGCAAUCGACCGCCCCUACAGGUUCUGGUGCCACUGGAGCACCGCCAUGGCGGCCCACGGACGUGACUUCCACUUCCGCCUCGGUCUCGUCUUCGUCUUCGUCUUCGGUCUCCUCCACUGCCUUCUCCUCCACCUCCUCGGCGCCUCCCCGAACUACGACUCUAUCGGGCGAGACCCAGACCGGCUGCCCCACCGGCUUCUACGGCUGCCUGGCCACUCAUGGAGGUGGCUGCUGCCGCACCGACCGCGAUUGCCAGACUUCCUCCUGCCCGGCGCCGUCGACCACCAUCGUCUCUCAUGGAGUGACUGUCGUUGUGCCGGCAGGCGACGUGCCGACCGCGACUGCUUCGGACGAGUGUGCCAGCGGCUGGUUCCUCUGCGGAAAGGACGCAGGAGCGGUUGCCGGAUGCUGUCCCAGCGGAUACAAGUGCGGCACUGCGAGCUGCUUCACCUCCUCAGCAUCCCAGACCGCCUCGUUGCAGAAGCAGCAGCCAGAGCCCGAGGCCCCGAACAAGAGCGCAGCUGCCGGAUCAUCGCGCUGCAGCCAUUGGCUGGCGCUGGGAAGCUUCGCUGGAGCUCUCUUCCUUCUUUCGGGCAACAUGUGGUAG
Molecule: messenger RNA, 1221 nt
Organism: Trichoderma citrinoviride
Lineage: Eukaryota; Fungi; Ascomycota; Sordariomycetes; Hypocreales; Hypocreaceae
Exons: 3
Coding region: 1-1221 (406 amino acids)
Source: RefSeq, a predicted model, not a curated record